Molecule: messenger RNA, 1102 nt
Organism: Phalaenopsis equestris
Lineage: Eukaryota; Viridiplantae; Streptophyta; Magnoliopsida; Asparagales; Orchidaceae
Product: rhodanese-like domain-containing protein 14, chloroplastic
Exons: 6
Coding region: 159-827 (222 amino acids)
Cellular component (GO): chloroplast
Source: RefSeq, a predicted model, not a curated record
CGUUGGAUUUGCAGAGUGUCUGCGGCAAACCAUGAGAAGAAAAACUGAAAGAAUCAUCGGAAUGAAAAAUGUCGGAAGCCUUCUUCGGCUUCAUUAGCAAUCUUAGUUAGCCUAACACGCUUCUUCUGGUUAAAGACUUCCACCUUACGCUCGAAGUCAUGCUCGCCGCAUAUUCUUUCACAAGCCCUAGUUUUCUUAGUGCCGCUUCUAAAUCCUUUGGGGUCGUCAACCCCGUUCCACUACCGCCAGCAAGCCAUCGCUGCAUUUCGCGCUCUGCUGCUGUCCGAUUUGGAGUUAAAUGCACUGCUACCAGGCCCCCAAAAUCCCCCGCCGAGGAAGAUUGGAAGGUCAAGCGAGAUGUUUUGCUGCAGAAGAGGGUAAGAAGCGUGGAAGUGAAGGAAGCUCUACGCCUUCAGACGGAAAACAAUUUUGUGAUUCUAGACGUACGCCCUGAGGCAGAGUUUAAAGAGGCACAUCCCCCUGGCGCCAUCAAUGUUCAAAUUUAUAGGUUAAUAAAGGAAUGGACGCCAUGGGACAUUGCUCGCCGUGCAGCUUUCUUAUUCUUCGGCAUAGUUUCUGGCACAGAAGAAAAUCCUGAUUUCUUAGAGGUUGUGGAGUCCAGGCUAGACAAAGAUGCUAAAAUUAUAGUUGCCUGCUCAUCCGGUGGAACGAUGCGUCCUUCUCAAAAUCUCCCACAGGGCCAGCAGUCAAGAUCUUUGAUAGCAGCUUAUCUCCUAGUUCUUAAUGGCUACAAUAACGUUUAUCACCUGGAUGGAGGGCUCUACACCUGGCUCAAGGAGGGGUUGCCAUCUGUUUCUGAAGAGUAAGAAGAAAAAGCUUGCUAAUUAUUUUUUGAUUUUAAGCUGCUUUCUUUUUGUAGAACUCAUGAAAAUCAAAAUCAAUUUGUGUGGAUGCUGAGUAGCUUGAUCUGUAUAGGCUGACCAUGAGAAAUUUCCCUUUCCAAAUAGCAGAAAACAGUUGGUUUUUAUUCAAAAACAAGGCAAAUUUCACUUAAAUAGAGAAGGGAUGGAUGAAUACUUGCCUGCGAAUUAUGAAAGCAUUACUUUGACGAGCAAAUUGAAUUACUCGAUUUCUGCCAAAA